This is a messenger RNA of Siniperca chuatsi (mandarin fish), 4242 nucleotides long. RefSeq lists its product as uncharacterized. NCBI's taxonomy places the organism in Eukaryota, Metazoa, Chordata, Actinopteri, Centrarchiformes, Sinipercidae. Gene Ontology annotation, biological process: negative regulation of DNA-templated transcription; regulation of transcription by RNA polymerase II. Gene Ontology annotation, molecular function: transcription corepressor activity. The record is from RefSeq and is a predicted model, not a curated record. The transcript has 11 exons. The coding region runs from base 841 to 4014 and encodes 1057 amino acids. Gene Ontology annotation, cellular component: transcription regulator complex; histone deacetylase complex.
AAGCCUUUUGUACACAUCCCAAAGUGUUUUAGUAACUCAACCUCAGCAUAAAUGUCUUGAAAGAAAGGAAAUACACAAAAAGAAAUACAAAAAAGGAGAAGAGAGCCAAAAGGGGGGUGGGACACUAGAAAAGAACAUAGAUGCACACCGAAAAGCAGAAGAGACGCAAAGACUGACGAAAGCCGAGAGAUAACAAGAUGCAAGCAAACGACAGAAGAAGAAAGGCAGGACAAGAGAGAGACAGAGAAAACAAAGUUCAGCGCAUGGUGAGAAAGACAGAAACAGAGACAGAGAGAGAUAAGGACAGGCAAAGAGACGGAAAGAGAGACAGAGAGAUGGAGGAGGGGGGCAGAGAGAUAAAGAUAGCUGAAAGGAGGGAGAUCCGUCAGCGUUUGUUUCCUCAGGAUGUGGUUACCACGACGACGAAAAGGCAAAGAGGCAACAUCACUACCCGCUGGUCCCCUCUGACACCUGCAAGUGUGUGUCUGUGAGAGUGUGAAAGUCAGAAUGUGUGUGGGCAUAUGUACAUGUACGUGUGUUUCAGUGAGUAAUUGAGUGAGUAAACGAGUGUGUGUGUGUGUGUGUGUGUGUGUGUGUGUGUGUGUGUGUGUGUGUGUGUGUGUGUGUGUGUGUUUGAAAAAGACAGUGUAUGUGGUCUGUGAGUUGUUGUGUGUGUCCAUUUUGCUUUAGGUAUGUGCGACAGAGUGUGUGUGUGCUGUCAAAGGAUACACAGCAAAGAGAGAGAGAUAGAGAGAGAGAGAGAGCGACAGAUAGGAAGGACUAUGUGAGACGAGGCUGAAAAUCUGAAGGACAAAAGAGCAAAAAAAGUCAGAGAGAACAAUGAAGAAAAUCAGAAGAACAACCAGGACCCAAAAACGUGAACAACAGAGGACAAACAAAUGUGAAAAGGAAAUUAAGCGCCAAGGACUGGUAAAAAAAAACAACCUCAAAACGCACUCUAGCUACACCCAGCGAGCCAUCAUGGAGGACCGUUCAUCCACCCAAUCCUUCCCGAACCACCACCACCAUUGCCAUCACCCAUCCUUUCACCUCACUUUGCCCGGCCUUCAAAGCCCCGAAGUGGGAUACCCAUCCUCUCAGUCUGCCCUGGACCCCCAGGAUCAAUAUGGAAGUAGAGGGGAAGAAUCCACAACCUCCUUCCCAAAUUCAAGCACCUCUUCUGGGGGACGGCGGGGGAGCUGUGGAGGUGACAGAGGCUUGCUAAACACAAGUGGCAGCGGUUUGGAUGGAGAUGCUAACUUGGGAGGCCAACUUGAUGGAGAAAGCGGGUUGGGCAGCCAUUUUGCUGACACUUGGUAUGGCAAAAAAGAGGAAGUUUGGGAGGAUGGGGAGAGUUGCGAAAGCCCUGCAGACGAUUAUUAUAGUAAAGAUUGCUACAGUAACGUUAACGCUAAUGAUGAUUACACCAUGAAUUGUGGCAAUGAGGAAGGACUCAGGCGUAAACUCAGAGCAAACUAUAACAAUUAUGCCCAUGUUAGCUGUGAAACUAAAAAUGAAACAGUUUACAAUAGGGAGGCUAAUGUUAGCCACUUUACUAAACAAAUGACUUCCUACAACAGAAGUGUGGCAGGGAGCUUUCAUGACAGCAGUGUAGAUUAUUGUAGGACCGAUUCAAGAGUGAGUGAUAAUUAUUUAGGAAGAGAAGAAGAUUAUGGGUCCAGCUGUGGCUCAGGUGAGGAUCAGCUUCAACCUGCAGAGGUUGAGGGAUCCUGGCUCAGCAGUGUCUCUCCCUCGAGUCAGACUGGAGAGGGCAGGUGGAGAGGAACAGCAGACAACCUAACUUUGGCCUCAGGGUGCCUACCACAGAGAUCACCUAUCAACAUCAGCAGCGGUGCGUACACUCAGAAACUGGAUUCCUUCUCUGAGGCGUUCCUCUCCCAGCGAAAGAGAAGAUUCCCUGUGAUUCCCAGUGGGGAUUCCUCUGGACAGAUUUGGGAAUUUGGAGUAAGGAGAGGAGAAAGCCCUGGAUUGGUCAAGUCAAGGCAUAGCUGUGCUUUUGAUUCAGACUCCUACCUGCCUCCCUCCUCCUCUUCUUCACCCGCUCACCCCUCUCUGCCGUCUUUCCCCUCUCCUCCCACAUCGUCUCACCUCAUGUCUUCAGUUCUUAGUCCUCCUCCCACACCUCUUCCAGCUCCCUCUCACUCUCCCUCCAAAAUGGACUCUCCCAUUGCAUUCGGGGGCACCGGACAUUCAGUGUCCCAGGGGGGAGAAUCACUUGGUACACUCCAGUUUUUCGCUUCCCGCCUUCAGUCUCUCCCAUCUGUCCAUUCCUCUGGGAUGAUAUGGAAGUUUCCACUGCUGUCACAUUGCUUGCCACAGUUGUCAGACGACCCCAGCAACAUCAAGAGCAACCUGAGAUCUUCUCAUGGUAGUGACUAUGGCAACACCACAGCCUCACACGACAUCCUUCAGUCUCCAGAAUCGCCAUUCCUCACUUCCUCUUCCCACCGGUCAUCCAUCCACCCACCCAGAGCUCUCUGUCCCUCCAAUGCUCCAUCCCUCCAUUCCUCCUUCCAUCUUCCCACUCGUCCUACUCACCUUUCCAGCCAACAUUUUGAGGCAGCAGAAAAGAUUGCCCCUUACAUGGUGACCCCGAAAGUAAAGAAUGGACCAGCCAUUAUGAAUCAAUCACAGCUACAGCAACAAGCCUUCCCAAUCUACACUGGAACUCCAUUUCCCAGUAUCCUUCACUCCAGCAGGGGUCAAAAGAGGGGUUGCUACACUCCUCGACCCCUCCUCAAUCCUGCACGCAGGGGGAAGGGGCUGUACUCCUCCCUCCCAUAUCUCCAUCACAGAGAGGAGGAAACAGCAUGUGGAGAAAAGGAAGAAGAGUGUGGUGUUUUACCGCAUGUCAACGUAGGUCAUGAUUUCCAGGCAGAGCUUCCUUCAUGCUUUGUGGAUGGCAAGGGGUCAGGGGUAUGGUCACCAGAGGCGGAAUCUCCAAGGGAACAGUUGCUCUGGAAACCGUGGGACAAACUGGAGGAGAGUACCAACUUACAAGACCAAGUGGAAAAGCUGUUGUCCAUGUGUAGUUCCAGCUGCGUACCAGGAGGGGGCAGUAACACAGAGCUGGCGCUAUACUGUCUGCACUACUGUCAGGGGAACACAAUGGCCACCCUGGAGAUGCUGCUGUUCUCACAGCCCUUGCCAACAGGAGACUACCACUACUCUGGUAGUGAUUUUUGGACAGACAGUGAAAAAAGUCUUUUCAGUGCAGCUCUGGGAACUUAUGGAAAAGAAUUUUCACUCAUACAGAAAAUGGUGAAGACUAAGACCGUGUGCCAAUGUGUUGAAUUUUACUACCUGAGCAAGAGGCUCCUGGACAAGCAGAAGAAACAGAAGGAGGAGGAGAACAGAAAUGGAGAGAUGGAGCAGCAGAAAAGUAUAACACCCAUCUGUCAGCCAGUGGACAGACCGUUUGGACUGGAGGAGGCGGUUCCUGCGCCCUCAUUGGCCAGCUUCUUCCCCUGCAAGCUGUGUGGCAAGAUGUUCUAUAAAAUCAAGUCCCGUAAUGCUCACAUGAAGAUCCAUCGCCAGCCUCAGGAGGAUUGGACCGACAGGCGGCUGCAGCACCAGCUCCUCACCCAGCGUCUGGCUCUCAGUCAUCCCACCAACCUCAUGCCCAUCCCAGGCAGUAAUUUGCUCCCGCCCCAGACCUUUUCCUCCUCUGGCCUCGCUGGAACGCCAAGCAACAACAGCAAUGCAGACAAUGUCCUCAGCUCUGUAGCCAACACUCCCAGCAAUGCCAGUGUCCUGCAUCCCACCACCGUGGUAACAUAUAGCAACAUCGCUGCUUCAAACUCUCACGUAAUCACUAAUAUUGAUGGUGGUGACUCAAAUCAAAGAGAGCCCACCACUGUCUUACCUUUCCACCAGUCUUGGGGCUCAUUUGGACAUGGUCCUGACCCCAUUACCUUCUAUUGCAACACAGAAGGGAAAGACGAUGUAGGAGCUGGGACAGUGGGGGGAAAAGAGCCAAUCAACUGGCAGUAGUGUUUAACUCUCCCAAAAGCAUUACUAGAACUGAGGUCUAAGACUCAUCAAAGCUGUUUUUUCAUACAAAUUAAAUUCUAAGUUCAGUAUAUUUUUCAAACAUAUUUUAAGAAAACAUGAUCAUUUUUUGUAUGUUUUUGUUGUAAUUUGUGUAAUUAAAUGUGUCACAUAUUUAAAUGUUUCUUAUGCAUUUAACAUUUGAAUAAAAUUUGGAACCUUACGGCUGUU